Messenger RNA from Cornus florida, 1611 nucleotides. RefSeq names its product ALA-interacting subunit 1. The transcript has 9 exons. Gene Ontology annotation, cellular component: plasma membrane; endoplasmic reticulum; Golgi apparatus. Lineage: Eukaryota; Viridiplantae; Streptophyta; Magnoliopsida; Cornales; Cornaceae. The record is from RefSeq and is a predicted model, not a curated record. Bases 424 to 1389 code for a protein of 321 amino acids.
UGACUUUUGGUUGGUCCUUCUUUGUCUUCUCUCGUCGACUCUUCUUGCUUUCUCCUCCUCCCAGAUAGACGGGCGUUGCUGGCUGUCCAGAGAAUUUUAUUUGUUGAUUCGUUUUUGAAUUCACAUUUUGAAGUCGAAGAAGAGAAAGAUUGAGAGCUUAGAGAACUACAAACGCCACCAACUAAAGCCCCUUCUCUAGAAUUUCAAAUCAUUUCAUUGAUACUGUUUGUAUACUGAAACUGUUCGUCUGAUGACUUCCAACGCUCCGUCAUCGAGCUCCGGAGGCCCUGGAUCGGCCGAUUCAUCAGCACCCAGAAGAAAUUCCAAGCGACCCAAAUGAAGAUGAAUGCAUCGAUAAAGACUAAAAAGUGAUUCAAUUCAAGGUGAAGUUGCUACAAGGACACUAGGAAGGCCAAAAAGAACAUGGAUUCAAGGUUUACUCAACAGGAACUUCCGGCUUGCAAGCCAAUUCUUACACCAAAAUGGGUGAUUUCAGCAUUCAUGCUUGUUAGCAUAGUCUUCAUUCCCAUUGGAGUUGCUUCCCUGUUUGCUUCCCAGGAUGUUGUAGAAAUCGUUGAUCGGUAUGAAACUGACUGCAUACCACCAACUCUGAGAAGUGAUAAGGUCAAAUACAUACAGAGCCCCGGAAAUAAAACCUGCACCAGAACACUGAGUGUGCCGAAGCAUAUGAAACCGCCUAUUUAUGUGUAUUAUCAGCUUGACAACUUCUACCAGAAUCAUCGCAGGUAUGUAAAGAGCCGAAGUGAUGAGCAGCUGAGAGAUGCCAGUAGUGAGAAUGAUAAUAGCGCUUGCAAACCUGAAGAUAAUGCGAAUGGGAUGUCGAUUGUGCCUUGUGGUCUUAUAGCUUGGAGUUUGUUUAAUGACACAUAUAGCUUCUCCCGCAACAACCAGAUAUUGACAGUAAACAAGAAGGGCAUCUCUUGGAAGAGUGAUAGGGAUCACAAGUUUGGGAAAGAUGUUUACCCUAAAAAUUUUCAGAAUGGAACUCUUAUAGGUGGCGCGCAUCUCAAUUCGUCCAUACCUUUGAGUGAGCAGGAAGAUCUCAUUGUUUGGAUGCGAACUGCAGCUCUUCCAACUUUUAGGAAAUUGUAUGGGAAGAUAGAGGUGGAACUUCAGGCAGAUGAAGUCAUACAGGUGACAUUAGAGAACAAUUACAACACCUAUAGUUUCAAAGGCAAGAAAAAGCUUGUGCUUUCUACCGCCAGCUGGCUAGGUGGGAAGAAUAAGUUUCUUGGUGUUGCAUACCUCACUGUUGGUGGAUUGUGCUUCUUUCUGGCUAUGGCUUUCACAGUCGUAUAUCUAGUUAAGCCAAGGCGACUUGGAGAUCCUUCUUAUUUGUCGUGGAAUCGGAACCCAGGAGGCCACUAAGCAAGCUCAUGAAACUUCUUCGGACUGUUUGCCCCAGGUAUUUGUAGUUCGGAAUGGUGCAUGUAAAAUUGUGUAUGAAGUGAAACCCUUCUUAUAGAACCUCAGUUGGAAGCAGUUUGAUUGUUUGGAAUUUGAUUUUUGUCGCAAGGGUGACAUCCGAAAAUUCAUUGUAUACAAUUGCAGUCAUUUUAAUUAUAUUUUGGCUCUCAAUUUCUCUCAAAA